CCGCUACAACACACAUCUCGGCCGUCACGAAAAAUCCAAAACGAAUUUACAAACUGCAGUCCAACCACUAUUUUCACGACAUCAACCUCCUCGCUCCCAGUCAACCUCAGCGAAAAUGGCCGACUCAGUCACCCUCCGUACUCGCAAAUUCCAGCGGAAUCCCCUGCUUGCUCGCAAGCAGAUGGUCGCCGACAUCAUCCACCCCGACCAGGCCGGUAUCUCCAAGGUCAACCUCCAAGAGAAGCUCGCCUCCCUCUACAAGGCGACCCCCGAGCAGGUCAGCGUAUUUGGUCUGCGAACUGCCUUCGGUGGUGGCAAGACCACUGCUUUCGCUUGCAUCUACGACUCCGUUGAGGCCCGCAAGAAGUUCGAUGCCAAGCACCGCCUCGUCCGUGCUGGCCUAGCUACCAAGCCCGAGCGCGCAUCCCGACAACAGAGAAAGCAACGCAAGAACCGCAUGAAGACACUCCGCGGUACCGAGAAGACAAAGGGCAAGAAGGCGAAGAAGGAUUCAUAAACGGUUUCAUAUGGGUCAUAACGGUCAGGGAUAGGGAGCGAGACUAGCUACAUAGUCAAGUAGUGUUUCGUGAUCAAAGGCAAUGGCAUUUUCGCAUCUUCAUUGAUACCCCGGUAUCCGCCAACCGAUCCUGGAAUCCCUUCUUACGGAGUUGAAAAAAGGAAAAAUUAGUGACGAACUCUUUGCCAACCCACGCGAACUCCUCUAUUCCUUGCCGGUGCAUUGCAACUCGCUGUCUGUCGAAGUGCCGUAACGAAAGAUAGCACGACGGUACGAUUUAUUUUCGGAUGA
Xylaria bambusicola is the source of this 808-nucleotide messenger RNA. RefSeq names its product ribosomal protein L23/L15e core domain-containing protein. Gene Ontology annotation, molecular function: structural constituent of ribosome. The record is from RefSeq and is a predicted model, not a curated record. Gene Ontology annotation, biological process: translation. The coding region runs from base 116 to 517 and encodes 133 amino acids. The transcript is spliced from 4 exons. Gene Ontology annotation, cellular component: ribosome. Lineage: Eukaryota; Fungi; Ascomycota; Sordariomycetes; Xylariales; Xylariaceae.